UAAAAAGUGUUGCUGUUUUCCUUAACGCUCAUAAUGAAUGAGCAAGACGUCAUCAGGGGGCUGCUCUAUCUCUUUCUGACAGUCUUGGGAAUCCCAGGCAACCUGAUGGUCAUCGCUGCCUUCUCACACAUAGCCUACUUCGACCGCAAGCUCCUGCCAGCUGACAUCAUUGUCCUUCAUCUCAUGGUGGUCAACCUCACGUUGGUGGUUCAACGCUGCCUCUUUGAGACCUUGGCAUCUUUCUACGUGGUCAACAUCUUCACCGACCUGGGCUGCAAGAUUGUCAUCUACGUCUACAGGACCUGCAGAGCUCUCUCCAUAUGGCUGACCUUUGUGUUGAGUGCAUUCCAAUGUAUCAGCAUUGCUCCCACUGGCUCCAAGUGGUCCAGCAUCAAACUCCAUGCCCCACAGUACCUGGUGGGAGUCUUUGUCUUUAUCUGGAUCUUGAACACCUUCUUAAGUGCUCCCAGUGCAAUCUUCUCCAGCAGCAAGGACAGUAACGCCACCUCAUUGAACCACAGCAUCAACAUCAUGUUCUGCUUUGUGAAAUAUCCCAGCGAGUUGUGGAAGUCAUCAGUGGGAGCCGUGCAAAUCGCCAGGGACGUGGUCCCCAUGACCCUCAUGCUCCUGGCUAACAUCUUCAUCCUCGUGAUUUUAUACAGACACAGCAAGCAUGCCAAACAAAUCAGGAGCGCCAAACAGAACCAGAAGGAGUCGGCAGAGAUGAGAGCAGCCAAAACCGUGGUCACUCUGGUCACCCUCUAUAUCUUGUUCUUCGGGAUAGACAACAUCCUGUGGGUCUACACCUUGUCCAUCAGCGAGACUUUGGCCACUUCCAUCAUCUCAGACCUGCGGAUCUUCUUUGCUUCCCUCUACGCCGCUGUCAGUCCCAUUGUUAUCAUCCUGUCCAACAGGAAGGUGAACAACAAGCUGAAAUGUGUAGCGGUAGACCAGGCACCUCAGAGCUGUGAGACUGUGAAGACAACAGUUUAACGGUGGACUUGAAAGGUUAGUUGUGCAGAAGAUCAGAUCCAGCUCUCUAGGACAUCUCUUAUAUAUCUUAAUAUUCAUCAUAGUUUAUGUUGUAUCCAGGACACAACUAAAUUGAGAAGAUGACUGGCCAAAACAGCACAACAAAUCUCCAAACGUAAGAGAGUAGCUUGUAAAGCAGAGUAGAACCACAGACCCAAACAAUUUAAGAAUGUUUAACCGUAGGUACGGAAUGAGAUGUAUCUCACAUACAAUAACAAGUGAUGCUGUAGUAAAUACAUGUUUGAAAAUAGCGCAGUACUUUGCAGUAUGGACUCC
This is a messenger RNA of Acipenser ruthenus (sterlet), 1308 nucleotides long. Its product is annotated as olfactory receptor class A-like protein 1. Lineage: Eukaryota; Metazoa; Chordata; Actinopteri; Acipenseriformes; Acipenseridae. The coding region runs from base 34 to 993 and encodes 319 amino acids. Gene Ontology annotation, biological process: G protein-coupled receptor signaling pathway. Gene Ontology annotation, molecular function: pheromone receptor activity. The record is from RefSeq and is a predicted model, not a curated record. The transcript has a single exon. Gene Ontology annotation, cellular component: membrane.